AUGUCAUAUCGCAACACAUUAAAGCCUGGCCAGAAGCCUGACUUCGUGACUGUACGUGCCAUGCGAAGUGAGAGUGAACCAUCUCUACCCUCUCGAGAAACUGUGAGCUUUGGGCCAUCCAAUAAGGAGCCUGCUUUGAUUACAUCGAAAUGGACUAUUGGCUGGCAGACACCGACUUUGAUGAUAGCAUCAUAUGCCCUUGCUCUUGCAAUCGCAAUCGCACAUCUGCUUUUCUUCCGGUAUCUGGACGGAAGAGAGGCAGAUAGACCGAAUCGUGUAGCUCCACAAGCAUACAUCACAACAGCCUCAAACAUUCUUGCCAAUGCUUUCGGAUUUGCUUUAAGGGCUUCUUUAGCUGUGGCAUUCUGUCAGUAUUUAUGGCGACUGUUUCGAGCUCAGGCCAUGAAAGUAUCCACUAUCGAGCUCCUGUACUCGAUUCGAACGAAUCCGUUCCAGCUAUUCCAGAUAGCAGUUCUACGGGCAGCACCAACGCUAUGUGCGCUUGCAGCUAUCAUGUGGUUGUCACAGAUUGCCAGCAGUUUCCCUCCCGGCGCCAUCACUAUCACGACGGCGCAGAGGGUUGAGUUCAGUUCGGUCUCCGUACCAACUUUCAAUGCAUCUUAUAUGGGAAAUGGAUCUGGGGCAGAAGCAAAUGCCAAUUCCCUCAAUAGGUUGGUCAUAAGCGAAACUGCAAAUGAUUUCGUUUCUGGCGAGUUUAAUUCAAGAAAAUCCUCCAAUCAACUCAGUCGUUUGGCUCGACAGGUACUCGUUGCUGGAGAAGCAUUCCCGGUGUCGUCACCAUGUGGAAUGAAUUGCUCCUACACCACACAAUUCGAGGCACCAUACUUCGAGUGUAACAAAACAACCAAGCCAAGUUCCCAUCGGGCCCAAGACACUCUCAAUGUCUAUUCCGGACUGUGGUUCGCACCUACUGCCCCUAAACCAGCAAUUGGAGGUCCACGAUACAAUGGAACAUACACAUUGGCGAAUUUCAACAGUACCACACUCACACCUGUUUUGAUUAGUAAUAAUACAGGAAAUGCCACCGAGGCAAUUGUGACUGUGGAUGAAGAGAACACAAUCUGUGCACCCGGGCGAGCAAAAUAUACAGUCCACAAUAUCUACGAGAACAACAUCCGUACUCAAAACUUCACAAGAGAGCCAAUUGACCGACUUGUCAAUUUGGCACUAGCUACAAGGGAUGGGGCUAUUCUUGUCCCUAAUUUUACUUUGAAUAGAACACGGGUAUAUGGAACGACACCAGCGAACUGGACUAAAGCCACGCUGGAUAUCUACAGGGACAAUAACAUGAUGGCAAUUCUAUCCGCUAUGAUGUCCUGGCUCCAUGGAGACUUCCAAGCCUCGCUGGCACAACUUGACAAUGACGAUACCCGUAAUGUCACAUUCAAGAAUGCAUGGCACGAAGCGGUAUUCUUCGAGCGUGAGGAAGGUGUCCUGUGGAGUGAUGGAGCGAACAAUGAGCCUCUAUUCAACAUCACUGCAGACAUGCUGAACGACUAUGUCUUUAAUGCAACCACAUCAGUCAUGGCAAUGUAUAGGAGAUGGAACACAACAGCUAACGCAACCACAUCGACCACUCUCAACGUUUAUAGCUUUUCAGAACCCCUCAACCUUAUCAUCCCAUAUUUUCUCACUUUGCUUGUCUCGCUCCCUUUCGUUGUCAUGGGCUGCCUAGCACUCAUGAAGAACGGUGUCUCUGCCACUGACGGCGGAUUCAUGCAGCUUAUCACAACAAACACAGGAAGUGCUAUUGUUGACAAAGCAGCGGCUGGAGGAUGUCUUGGAGGUGAUGAGAGCGCGCCACAAGAACUCAAAGACCUUGAGAUAAGAUUUGGGGAAUUUAUUGGGAGGGACGAACCUGGUCGGAUCAAACGAGCAGGUUUCGGUGUUGACAGUGAACUCACGUCGUUGACCAAGGGAGCUGACUAUGGUAUUGCAAGAUGGAUAUAG
Cadophora gregata is the source of this 1971-nucleotide messenger RNA. RefSeq lists its product as uncharacterized. The record is from RefSeq and is a predicted model, not a curated record. Bases 1 to 1971 code for a protein of 656 amino acids. Lineage: Eukaryota; Fungi; Ascomycota; Leotiomycetes; Helotiales; Ploettnerulaceae. The transcript is spliced from 5 exons.